Molecule: messenger RNA, 2277 nt
Organism: Manduca sexta (tobacco hornworm)
Lineage: Eukaryota; Metazoa; Arthropoda; Insecta; Lepidoptera; Sphingidae
Product: 5'-AMP-activated protein kinase catalytic subunit alpha-2-like
Biological process (GO): protein phosphorylation; intracellular signal transduction
Cellular component (GO): cytoplasm
Molecular function (GO): ATP binding; protein serine/threonine kinase activity
Source: RefSeq, a predicted model, not a curated record
AUGGCUGAAAAGCGAAAACCAGUUCCAGCGAGCAGCAACAGCCAGCCAAUCGUGAAAAUAGGCCAUUACACACUUGGUGCAACAUUAGGUGUCGGAACUUUCGGUAAAGUAAAGAUUGGAGAACACCAACUAACCAAGCACAAGGUUGCAGUGAAGAUUCUAAACAGACAGAAAAUAAAAUCUCUAGAUGUCGUGGGAAAGAUCAGACGCGAGAUUCAAAAUCUCAAAUUAUUCAGACAUCCUCAUAUUAUUAAAUUGUACCAGGUCAUAUCAACCCCAACAGACAUAUUCAUGAUAAUGGAAUAUGUUUCUGGCGGUGAACUAUUUGACUACAUAGUGAAGAGGGGAAAGCUCCAAGAGCAUGAGGCUCGCAGGUUCUUCCAGCAAAUUAUCUCAGGAGUGGACUACUGUCACCGGCACAUGAUUGUGCACAGAGAUCUCAAGCCAGAGAACUUGCUGUUAGACCACAACAUGCAUGUCAAGAUAGCAGAUUUUGGACUCUCGAAUAUGAUGAUGGAUGGAGAGUUUUUAAGGACUUCUUGUGGUUCGCCUAAUUAUGCUGCUCCUGAAGUGAUAUCGGGGAAGCUUUACGCUGGGCCUGAAGUAGACGUGUGGUCGUGCGGAGUGAUCCUCUAUGCUCUCCUCUGCGGUACAUUACCAUUCGACGACGAACACGUCCCAACACUAUUCAGAAAGAUCAAGUCUGGAAUAUUCCCAAUUCCAGAGUAUCUAAACAAGAGUGUUGUUAGUUUGCUGUGUAUGAUGCUGCAAGUAGAUCCGAUGAAGCGAGCCACCAUCGAAGAUGUAAAGAAACACGAUUGGUUCCAGAAGGAUCUCCCUGGAUAUCUGUUUCCAUCGCCCGUUGAACAGGACAGCAGCGUGAUCGACACGGAGGCAAUAUCGGAGGUGUGCGACAAGUUCGGCGUGAAAGAGCAUGAGGUGCACAACGCGCUGCUGAGCGGCGACCCGCACGACCAGCUCGCCAUCGCGUACCACUUGAUCAUAGACAACAAGCGUAUCGCUGAUGAGGCCGCUAAGGCGGAGAUCAAGGACUUCUAUGUUGCUGGCGGCGCGCACGCGGAGCCGGCGCGGCCGCACCCCGAGCGCAUCGCCCCGCUGCGCGACAGCGGCGCCGCGCACCCGCCGCAGGACAAGGCCAAGGGCACGCCCGUCAAACGGGCUAAAUGGCACUUAGGUAUAAGAUCACAAAGCAAGCCGAACGACAUUAUGCUAGAAGUGUUCCGCGCCAUGAAAGCGCUCGACUACGAAUGGAAAGUGAUAAACCCAUACCACGUCAGAGUGCGCACGCUAAACAAAAUGACGGAAAAACACGUGAAAAUGUCCCUUCAGCUGUACCAAGUGGACUACAAAUCCUACCUUCUGGAUUUCAAAUCUCUAUCGGGAGAGCGUGAGGAGUCUGAAGAGGGCGUCUCCCCUCGCUCCCCGGCUCCCCCUCCCUACCCGUCACCCCCGCCGGCGCAGGGUCACCACACCAUGGAGUUCUUCGAGAUGUGCGCUGCUCUCAUCAUACAACUCGCUCGGUAACCGACCAUCGUGACGUACCAUAGAUACCGCAUUGACAUGCAUGUGUGGGCAUUAAGUAAGCAACCAAGAGUGAAUUAGAAAUGCUUGAUCAAUCAUCUAUAUUCGAAAGUCAAACAUUAACGGGCUUGCGUGAAUUGACCAAUCAGAUCGCUUUAUUGCUAUGCAAUGCUCGUGCGCUGUUCGUGCGGUAUCUAUUGGAAGUAAUCUAUGGACGCGCAAACAUGGCGUCUAGUCCCGCCUGUUUGUACAAACUGACAAAAACAUCGACAUGCAAUAUGUGAAAGAUAAUCAUCAAUUUUCCAUUGUUGUGUCUUUUCCCCUAUAUUUAUAGAGCUUUUCUAACGUGAGCGCCAACGACACUGACACGCAGAUAAUGUAACAUAUAACAAUGUAUAGAAUCGCUGGCACACACUUGAUUGUAGUACAAAAUGAAAUUAAAUCUGCGAUAGGUUGCGUUGCGUCGCCUACGUAUUGGCACUCGCUUAGCCUUUGAUGUGGGCUGAUAAAAUACCGCAGACAAUGCUUUGGACAUCUUUAAUUAUUCUUGCAAUCAAUUGAUUAAAAGCAUUGUUCGAAAAUGGGAUUCGAGUACUUAUUCGUUUGACAUAGUAGUAUAGGCGUUGUGACGGUAACAUCGAUUGUCUUGUCCAUCGAACCCAAUCUCUGUCACCAUUUUUGCCCACUAAUACUAUUAGAGCAAUAUUUAAAUAUAGAUAACAGUCUUUCGAUAGG